UGAUUAGCUUGCAUAAGACUGUAAGACACAGAGUAGAAUAUGUUUUACAGUAAGACAGGAGGUACAAUACAAACCAUGACUCAUGCUUUUAGGCAUAGCCUUUAUAACAUAUCAAAAUUAGAAACUGAACCACUGUAACAGAACUUUAUAACCUCAUCAGUGAUUUUGUACACAAGAAGAUCAGUCAGUGGGCAUUUACUGGAGAAUAAUUUCCAACACAGUUUAUUCCACCAUUUUUUUUUUUUUCAAAACACAUUUGUUCAGACACAUUUCCAACAAUAGGUUAUGAUCUGGUCAUUGGCAUUUUAUUAUGUGGCCCUGUUCAUGGACUCACACAUACAAAUCUGACCUUUAUGGUGGCAAGAAGAAAGCAAUCGUUAAAAGAAAGCCAUGAAAAAUCUCAUUUAAAGUUUGUCACAAGCCUUGUAAAGAACAUAACAAACGUGGAUAAAUCUGGUAACACGAAACCAAAUGAAAACCUUUUGGCAUUAUACAAAAAAGACCUACUGUGAAACAUUGCAGUGGCAGCAUAAUGCUGAGGGGAUGUUCUUAUCAGGUCAAGAUAUUUAUUUUUAGGGUUUCUGAAAGGUUCUGUUGCACAGUAGGCUUAAUGUGGAGAGUAGGUGUGCAGAAAAAUCAUCACUGCAUACAUAAGUAACAUUUUAAAAGCUUUACAGACUUUUAGGCACCACUGUUUCUAUGGCAGUCUGUAAGGGACAGAACUAAUAGUCCUCUCUUUUUAAAGGUCAAAGUGGUAAUGAUAACUGCGUUCGCACCAAAAAUGUUUAAUUUUUCUCUUUUCAAAAAUGUGACCUUUCCCAACUACAUAUCCCAUUGUAUCCGUGGUGGAGCGCAGUUUACGUACACGGGAGACGGUGGGUCGGGUCAGUGUUUACUUCCGGACUCAGAUUUAGAUUUCGCUCAGAAAGCAUCAGCUCCAGUGGAGGCUCAGUCUGGAAGCCUAAACGGUAACCAUACAAGGCUUCAUGACAGAGGUUACCGGGUUGACAAGCAACAUCCCGACAGUCAAGUCUCACAGGCGGCGGCACAGCACACCGGACGCGGCUCAUCCAGGCGGACACACACCGCUGCUCGGCUCUCCUCCGCUUGCCUUCGCUUCUUUCCCGCUGCCAGCUAGCGAGGCUGACCCGACCACCGCUUCAUGAUCUGCGGAUCAAAACAAGGACAAUCGCUCAAAGUUUCAGCGACGUUUCUCGUGUUUGAUCAGCCAGAAGAUCCAGCAACCUGAAGAGACACGGGCCCCGGGGAGAGAGCGACCCGGACUCCGGAGCCAGGCGGCAAGGCUAGCCAGGGUGGUGGCUGGAUAAACCAGGGGGGUUGCCUCCAGCUCCUGGUGGAUUUAUUCGCUGCCAGCUAACGUUAGCUCAGCUAGCUCCAAGCGGCACCAUGGAUUGGUUGAUGGGGAAGUCGAAGACGAAGCCAAAUGGAAAGAAACCACCAGCAGAAGAGAAAAAGCAGUAUGUGGAGCCAGAGUUCACCAAAAUCCGAGUGUUGGAAUUCGACCUGAAGGAGCUGGUGGUGCUGCCCAGAGAGAUUGACCUCAACGAAUGGCUAGCAAGCAACACGACAACGUUCUUCAAUCUUAUCAACCUGCAGUACAGCACCAUUUCAGAGUUCUGCACUGGGGAAACCUGUCAGGCCAUGACGGCUUGUAGCACAAUAUACUACUGGUAUGACGAGAGGGGAAAGAAGACGAAGUGCACUGCUCCACAGUACGUCGACUUUGUAAUGAGUCUUUGUCAGAAACUGGUCACAGAUGAGGAAAUCUUUCCCACAAAAUAUGGCAAAGAGUUUCCCAACUCGUUUGAGUCCUUGGUAAAGAAGAUCUGCCGGUACCUGUUCCACGUGCUGGCUCACCUCUACUGGGCGCACUUUAAGGAGACAGUGGCUCUGGACCUGCACGGCCACUUGAACACUCUGUAUGCACAUUUCAUCGUUUUCGUAAGGGAAUUCAACCUGAUCGACCCCAAGGAGACCUGUAUCAUGGACGACUUGUCCGAAAUCCUCUGCAGUCCCUUGCCCACCCCGGCCCCCUCCACCGCAGCACCAGCUCCCUCCCCCUCCUCACAAAACCACGUGACGGAGAGAUGAGCAGGGGGCACGGCGGCGAGACAGCAGCCCUGGGGGAUGAUGGAAGAUGAGAGAGGAGAGAAGGAAGAGAAACAGCUCAGCCCCCUACCUUGGUGCAAGCAGGACUUACGAAACCUUCCACUACCCUUAUAUUUCGCUACAACACCAACCAACCAACCAGCCAGAAGAAAAGGCCGGAAGAGGGUUUUAUGGGGUGUUUGGGGAUGCGGGGAGGGGUUUGUCACGCCAGCAGGAAUUGGCGUGAGCGUUCCUCCCAGGGACAAAUCCCUCCCAUCUUCUCUGCAAUCUAAACUAGGAACAAAAAAAAUGUGUAUAUUUUAUUUUAUUAUUUUUUUGGUUUUUAUUUUCUGCAUUUAUUUUUUUUUUUUUUUUGAAAGUUCUACUUGGUUUUAUUUUGUUGUUUGAGCGGGGUGCACUGUUUCUGUCCACCUCCAUCUAUCCUCUACCUAGUGUAUACAGUACAGGAAAGGGUGGGGGGGGGGCAGAGGCUCUGCUUUGCUUCAACCUGCUAUGUGUACAGUGUUGUUGAUGUGUGGAGAAGAGGUGCCUCUGGGCCAGGAGGCAACCAUGUUACCGCCCAAUGGGGCAACGCUAGCCAAUCACUGUUUGGGUUCUGUAUCUGGAGGGUGGGUUGGGGGUACAUAAGGUGCUUCCUACUCAGGAUCUGAGAGAAUCAGUCACUGCUGCCAGAGAGGAGCCUCUCAAUUUCAUUCUGUCCCUUCACUAGACUGCCUCAUAUGACAAAUGUUGAUCAUGUUUUAACUGCACUAUGCUCGCAUAACCACCCAGUGAAUUCCUAACAAACAUGUCCCAGAGCCUACCUGUAGAGGGCAGCAAACAUGCAGAGGAAGCAACAGACAAGGGGGCAAAUCUAAAGAUUGUAUGCUAGAUGUUUAAUCUUAUCAGAGAGCAAAUUCUUCGAGGCAGACUGGGUGCCCAUUUAGGGUAAUUCACAGCUGUGUGCUGGUGUCAAGCACAGCAGCACCACCCUCUCCAGCAGCACAGAAGGACAAAGACAUGAGGUCAUGUCUGCAGGCUCAGAGAGGCGAGCAUGGAGAUGGAUAGGAGGGGUGGGAAAAGCGGUGCUCUGCUGUGUAAACACUCACCUGUACUUCCAGCUCAGUACUUAAAAACAUAGCUUUUCUUUUUUGCCUCUCCCUUUAAAUUAGCUUUUUUUAAGAGAAAAAAAGAUUAUCAGAGGAAAAUUAGUUUGGGUAUAGAAAAUGCAAAGUCUGCUUGGACUUUACUGUACUAAGAAUCACAAGCGGGUUCUGUCAGAUAUAGCCUCUGUAUGGAGGAGGAUUGGAUUUAUGAAUCUCCAUUUUAUUUAUUUUAAAAUUUCUCUCUUUUUUUUUUUUUGCAGGGUUCCUCAGUUCUGGCUCAUUUUAUGUAUUUUAAUUAUUUACUAAGUUAAAAGCAAUUUAAUAUUUUAAGCUCUGCGGAUUAUAAUCUAAUAAAAGAGAGAAAUGCCA
This is a messenger RNA of Girardinichthys multiradiatus, 3584 nucleotides long. RefSeq names its product MOB kinase activator 2a (gene mob2a). Gene Ontology annotation, cellular component: cytoplasm; nucleus. The transcript has 5 exons. The record is from RefSeq and is a predicted model, not a curated record. Gene Ontology annotation, biological process: positive regulation of protein phosphorylation; signal transduction. Lineage: Eukaryota; Metazoa; Chordata; Actinopteri; Cyprinodontiformes; Goodeidae. Gene Ontology annotation, molecular function: protein kinase activator activity. Bases 1408 to 2112 code for a protein of 234 amino acids.